This is a messenger RNA of Galeopterus variegatus (Sunda flying lemur), 3036 nucleotides long. It is a transcript of the gene MAP3K10, whose product is annotated as mitogen-activated protein kinase kinase kinase 10. The record is from RefSeq and is a predicted model, not a curated record. The transcript is spliced from 11 exons. Gene Ontology annotation, molecular function: protein binding; ATP binding; JUN kinase kinase kinase activity. Lineage: Eukaryota; Metazoa; Chordata; Mammalia; Dermoptera; Cynocephalidae. The coding region runs from base 8 to 2749 and encodes 913 amino acids. Gene Ontology annotation, biological process: positive regulation of apoptotic process; protein phosphorylation.
CUCCCCCAUGGAGGAGGAGGAGGGGGCGGCGGCCAAGGAGUGGGGCACGAGCCCCGCAGGGCCCGUCUGGACCGCGGUGUUCGACUACGAGGCGGCGGGCGACGAGGAGCUGACGCUGCGGAGGGGCGACCGCGUCCAGGUGCUUUCCCAGGACUGUGCUGUUUCGGGCGACGAGGGCUGGUGGACCGGACAGCUUCCCGGCGGCCGUGUGGGCGUCUUUCCCAGCAACUACGUGGCCCCCGGCCCCCCUGCCACACCCGCGGGCCUUCAGCUGCCCCAGGAGAUCCCCUUCCACGAGCUGCAGCUAGAGGAGAUCAUCGGUGUAGGAGGUUUUGGCAAGGUCUAUCGGGCCUUGUGGCGCGGCGAGGAGGUGGCCGUCAAGGCCGCCCGGCUGGACCCUGAGCGGGAUCCAGCAGUGACAGCAGAGCAGGUGCGCCAGGAGGCCCGGCUCUUUGGAGCCCUGCAGCACCCCAACAUCAUUGCCCUUAGGGGCGCCUGCCUCAGCCCCCCACACCUCUGCCUGAUAAUGGAGUAUGCCAGGGGAGGCGCACUGAGCAGGGUGCUGGCAGGUCGCCGGGUUCCCCCUCACGUGCUGGUCAACUGGGCUGUGCAGGUGGCCCGGGGCAUGAACUACCUACACAAUGAUGCCCCUGUGCCCAUCAUCCACCGGGACCUCAAGUCAAUCAACAUCCUUAUUCUGGAGGCCAUCGAGAACCACAACCUCGCUGACACGGUGCUCAAGAUCACAGACUUUGGCCUCGCUCGCGAGUGGCACAAGACCACCAAAAUGAGCGCUGCAGGGACCUACGCCUGGAUGGCGCCGGAGGUUAUCCGUCUCUCCCUCUUCUCCAAAAGCAGUGAUGUCUGGAGGUCUUCGGGGUUGCUGCUCUGGGAGCUGCUGACGGGUGAGGUCCCCUACCGUGAAAUCGACGCCUUGGCUGUGGCAUAUGGUGUGGCUAUGAACAAGCUGACGCUGCCCAUCCCCUCCACGUGCCCCGAGCCCUUUGCCCACCUACUGGAGGAAUGCUGGGACCCAGACCCCCACGGGCGACCAGAUUUCAGCAGUAUCUUGAAGCAGCUUGAAAACAUUGAACAGUCAGCCCUGUUCCAGAUGCCACUGGAGUCCUUCCACUCACUGCAGGAAGACUGGAAGCUAGAGAUCCAACACAUGUUUGAUGACCUUCGGACCAAGGAGAAGGAGCUCCGGAGCCGUGAGGAGGAGCUGCUGCGGGCAGCACAGGAGCAGCGCUUCCAGGAGGAGCAGCUGCGGCGGCGGGAACAGGAGCUGGCAGAGCGGGAGAUGGACAUUGUGGAACGUGAGCUGCACCUGCUCAUGUGCCAGCUGAGCCAGGAGAAGCCCAGGGUCCGCAAACGCAAGGGCAACUUCAAGCGCAGCCGUCUGCUGAAGCUGCGGGAAGGAAGCAGCCACAUCAGCCUACCCUCCGGCUUCGAGCAUAAGAUCACAGUCCAGGCCUCUCCAACCCUGGACAAGCGGAAAGGAUCCGAUGGGGCCAGCCCCCCUGCAAGCCCCAGCAUCAUCCCCCGGCUGAGGGCCAUUCGCCUGACUCCUGUGGACUGUGGUGGUGGUGGCGGCAGCAGUGGCAGCAGCAGUGGUGGCAGUGGGACAUGGGGCCGCAGUGGGCCCCCAAAGAAGGAAGAACUGGUUGGGGGCAAGAAGAAGGGCCGGACAUGGGGACCCAGCUCCACCCUGCAGAAGGAGCGGGCUGGAGGAGAGGAGAGGCUGAAGGCCCUGGGGGAAGGAAGCAAACAGUGGUCAUCCAGCGCCCCCAACCUGGGCAAAUCCCCCAAACACACACCCAUCGCCCCUGCCUUUGCCAGCCUCAAUGAGAUGGAGGAGUUCGCGGAGGCGGACGGCGGCAGCAGCGUGUCCCCUUCCCGCUACACUCCCCCCUCCUACCUCACGGUGCCACUGCCCGCUGAGCCCUCCCCAGGGGCGCGGCAGGCUCGCUGGGAGCCGGCGCCGGCCUCACCCGCCUUCCGGCCUGGGCACGGCGCGCGGCGGCGCUGCGACCUCGGCCUCAGCCCGCCCGGGCGCCCCCUGGGCCGCCGCGACGACGCGGCCCUCGGCCCGGGCCUGGCGUCCUCGGCCACCCUCGUGUCGCUGUCGUCAGUGUCCGACUGCAACUCCACGCGUUCGCUGCUGCGCUCCGACAGCGACGAGGCCGCGCCGGCCGCGCCCUCCCCGCCGCCCUCCCCACCCGCGCCGUCCCCAUCGCCGUCACCGUCGCCCAGCACCAACCCUCUGGUGGACCUGGAGCUGGAGAGCUUCAAGAAGGACCCCCGCCAGUCGCUCACGCCCACCCAUGUCACGGCUGCGCGCGCUGUGAGCCGUGGGCACCGGCGGACGCCGUCAGACGGGGCGCUGGGGCAGCUGGGGCCACCCGAGCCCGCAGGCCACGGCCCUGGCCCUCGAGACCACCUGGACUUCCCCUGUCUGCCCGACCCCCAGGCCCUGUUCCCACCCCGCCGCCGGCCCCCCGAGUUCCCAGGCCGCCCCACCACCCUGACCUUUGCCCCAAGACCCCGACCAGCUGCCAGCCGCCCCCGCCUGGACCCCUGGAAACUGGUCUCCUUUGGCCGGACGCUAAGCAUCUCACCUCCCAGCAGGCCAGACACUCUGGAGAGCCCUGGGUCGGCCAGCAUGCAGCCAACACUGCUCGAUAUUGACAUGGAGGGGCAGAGCCAAGACAACACAGUGCCCCUGUGCGGGGCCCAAGGCACCCACUGAGGCCUGCCCACACCACCCGCCUGGGCAGCCAUGAAUGUAGCGCCCCAGGCCCCACCCCAGCCCACCAUGCCACAAGGUGGGGAGGCCCUGGGCAGGAUACUCACUCUAUUUAUUGGGGAAGGGGGGAGGGAGGGACACUUAACUUAUUCGUUUGUACCCAAAGGUGUGGAGCCCUGUGCCCACCCUGCAGUGGAGGGGGGAGGGACGGUGGGCAGGGAUACUCAGGGACAGGGCAUCAUGGGAGAUUUGGCACAAAAUGCAGCAUUAAAGGUAACCCCUGCCCCCUA